AUGGCAUCGUCCCAGGCCACUCCUUUCUCAGCCACAGAGCUUCUCCUGGCCUCUGCCACCUUCUGCCUGGUAUUCUGGGUGGUCAGGGCCUGGCAGCCUCGGGUCCCUAAAGGCCUGAAGAGUCCACCAGGGCCCUGGAGCUGGCCCCUGAUCGGGCAUGUGUUGACCUUGGGGAAGAGCCCACACUUGGCCCUGUCGCGGCUGAGCCAGCGCUAUGGAGACGUGCUGCAGAUCCGCAUUGGCUGCACACCCGUGCUGGUGCUCAGCGGCCUGGACACCAUCCGGCAGGCCCUGGUGCGGCAGGGCGAUGAUUUCAAGGGCCGGCCUGACCUCUACAGCUUCACCUUAGUCGCUGAUGGCCAGAGUAUGACCUUCAACACAGACUCUGGACCAGUGUGGGCUGCCCGGCGACGCCUGGCCCAGAAUGCUCUCAACUCCUUCUCCAUUGCCUCAGACCCGGCUUCCUCAUCCUCCUGCUACCUGGAGAUGCAUGUGAGCAAGGAGGCUGAGGCCCUCAUCAGCAAGUUCCAGGAGCUGAUGGCAGGGUCUGGGCGCUUUGACCCCUAUGACCAUGUGGUGGUGUCAGUGGCCAAGGUCAUUGGUGCCAUGUGCUUCGGGCAGCACUUCCCCCAGAGCAGUGGGGAGAUGGUCAGCCUUGUGAGGAACACCCAUGAUUUCGUGGAGACUGCCUCCUCCGGGAGCCCCGUGGACUUCUUCCCCAUCCUUAAAUACCUGCCCAACCCUGCUCUGCAAAAGUACAAGAGCUUCAACCGGAGGUUCCUGCAGUUCCUGUGGAAAAUGGUCCAGGAGCACCAUCAGGACUUUGACAAGAACAGAGUCCAGGACAUCGUAGGUGCCCUGUUCAAGCACUACGAGGAUAACUCCAGAGCUAGUGGGGGCCUCAUGCCCCAGAAGAAGACUGUCAACCUUGUCAACGACAUCUUCGCAGCCGGGUUUGAUCCGAUCACAACAGCCAUCUCCUGGAGCCUUCUGUACCUUGUGACAAAUCCUGAGAUACAGAGGAAGAUCCAGGAGGAGCUGGACACAGUGAUUGGCAGGGCGCGUCGGCCCCAGCUCUCCGACAGAUCCCAGCUGCCUUAUUUGGAGGCCUUCAUCCUGGAGACCUUCCGACACUCCUCCUUUGUCCCCUUCACCAUCCCCCACAGCACAAUAAGGGACACAACACUGAACGGCUUCUACAUCCCCAAGGAACUCUGUGUCUUCAUAAACCAGUGGCAGGUCAAUCAUGACCCGAAGCUGUGGGGGGACCCAUCUGAGUUCCGGCCGGAGAGAUUCCUCACUGCCCAUGACACCAUCAUCAGCAAGACCUUGAGUGAGAAAGUGAUGCUCUUCGGCAUGGGCAAGCGCCGGUGCAUAGGGGAGGUCCUGGCCAAGUGGGAGAUCUUCCUCUUCCUGGCCAUCUUGCUGCAGCAGCUGGAGUUCAGCGUGCCACCAGGUGUGAAAGUGGACCUAACCCCUACCUACGGGCUGACCAUGAAGCCUGCCCCCUGCGAGCAUGUCCAGGCACGGCUGCGCUUCCCCAUCAAGUGA
Molecule: messenger RNA, 1551 nt
Organism: Eubalaena glacialis (North Atlantic right whale)
Lineage: Eukaryota; Metazoa; Chordata; Mammalia; Artiodactyla; Balaenidae
Product: cytochrome P450 1A2
Exons: 6
Coding region: 1-1551 (516 amino acids)
Biological process (GO): hormone biosynthetic process; progesterone metabolic process
Molecular function (GO): iron ion binding; heme binding; steroid 17-alpha-monooxygenase activity
Source: RefSeq, a predicted model, not a curated record